AUGGGUCUGGAUGGUGGGACCGUCAUCUCUCGCAGCGACGUGCUCAGAGGGGCAUCCUGGGAGCUGUCGCAGGCCGAUGGCACCAGGAGCACACGAGGUGGAGCAGUGAGCAAAGCCGGGACCUUCAAAAAGCCCAAGCUGGACAAGGUGGCGGUCAGGGUCGUGGGAUGGACCACCUGCGCCCUGAGCGGUGAGCCCUUGCAGGCCCCUAUCGUGGCUGACUGGCUGGGAAGCCUGUACAACAAGGCGGCUGUCCUGGGGUUCCUGCUGGCACGUGCCGGGCAUUUUGAGACGGAAGGGGAUGUGCACCGCUACUCCAACCAGCUGCGCACUGGACUGAGCCAGUGGGACCACCUCGAUUGUGUCAGGGACGUGUUCGAGGUCAGGCUACCGGGGACCCAGGGCGAUGCCAUGCCCCGAGGCGAGGGCGGCGCCGCCGAGGCAGCACCUCUCUCCUGCCCCAUCACAUCAGCGUCAUGCCUCCAGCAGCCCUUCUCGGCGAUUCCUGGGUGCGGUCACAUCUUCUCGAACAAGGCCAUCUCGCACAUGGCAGGGGUGUGCGGUCUCUGUUCGCAGCCCUUCGACCCGGACCUGGUGGUGGGGCUGUUGGGGGAUGAAGUUGAGAAGGAACGGCUGCGAAGGCUGCUGCCCCUCAGACCAGGCAGGCGGCGCAGUGGGAAGAGGAAGCGAUCCUAG
Messenger RNA from Auxenochlorella protothecoides, 696 nucleotides. RefSeq names its product RTF2-like protein. Bases 1 to 696 code for a protein of 231 amino acids. Gene Ontology annotation, biological process: site-specific DNA replication termination at RTS1 barrier; mitotic DNA replication termination. The record is from RefSeq and is a predicted model, not a curated record. The transcript is spliced from 3 exons. NCBI's taxonomy places the organism in Eukaryota, Viridiplantae, Chlorophyta, Trebouxiophyceae, Chlorellales, Chlorellaceae. Gene Ontology annotation, cellular component: nucleus.